This is a messenger RNA of Fusarium redolens, 837 nucleotides long. RefSeq lists its product as uncharacterized. Lineage: Eukaryota; Fungi; Ascomycota; Sordariomycetes; Hypocreales; Nectriaceae. The record is from RefSeq and is a predicted model, not a curated record. The transcript has 2 exons. Bases 1 to 837 code for a protein of 278 amino acids.
AUGUCAAUUCCAUCAUCUGCACUUGUCUUUGAAUCAGGGAUCAACACAAUCCCCAGAAAUACUAUGGAGCCCAAUUCUCUGGAUGCCCUUGUCCGACUCCAGUUGGAGGCUGCUUCCAGGGAGUUGGCAGCAAAGGCAAAGUUUACUACAAAUGUUUCAUCGCCCGAACAACGCCAGAAUAUCAUCAACGAUGUGGGAGAAUAUCUUACCCAGACCGCCCAAAUGUGGCUUUCUUUGACAGAUAGACUGGUUAAGGGACCUCAUGUAACAUCAGCUGCAGAGGAGGCACACGAGCUGUCCUACAACAAGACGCAUAUGGCGGACUUACAGCCUAUGGCUACAAUGGACAUGAACAUCAGCAAGCUUGGCAAGAUCCGUGAUCUAGCAGAAAAGUUCUCUGAAGACGUACAAGAAGUCUGGCGACGGACACCUGAACCUGGAGGAGUUUUAUCCGCACCAACUUACCACACAGUCCCUUCCUUCCCUGCUAUUAAAUCUGAAUCUUCAGGCUGGAAUCGGUCAUUCUCUGGAGGCAACAACAUGGACGUUGGAGCUCGAGAAAGCCAGAGAGCUAUGCUAGCAUCUCGAAGCACCGAUGACGCUCAAUCACCUGGUGGAAACCUGUCCAUUUCAGAAGACUCAGAGGACGAUGAAGAUGAACAAUUCAGCAAAAUCGACAUGGACGCUCUUAAACAGAGAGGUAAAGGCUCGUACUACUGUCCCUUGGGACAUCGUUGUGACAAGGGCGGUGUUGACAAGGAGGGGAAACUUGUGGUCUUCGAUCGAAAUUCUUCUUUUGCGUAUGCUUAUACUUAUCACCCCGAGUUGCUGGUUUAA